AUGGAUGAUACCUUGAAGAGGAAUGAGGAAAGGAAAUUUUUGGAUUCAAUUACCUCAAAAAUAUUCUAUUAUUUAAAUUUAAAUUCUGCUUAUUGCAACACUACUGCUACUAUUGCUACUACUACUACUACUGCUGCUGCUACCGCUGCUACUACUACUGCUACUACUAUUACUGCUACUACUGUUACUGCUACUAUUACUACUACUACUAUUACUGCUACUAUUACUACUACUGCUAUUAUUAUUGGAAAGUUCGAGAGGAAACAAAAAGAAAGAAGAGAAAAAAUUGACACAAAUUUGGAGAAAUCAGUGAACGCAACAAAUAAACCGCAAAGGAAAAUGCGGUUUGUGAGGCAAAAGAGUGAUAUCAAUUUGAUUGAACGGCGGUAUGCACCGUUACUGUAUGGUUAUUAUUUGUUAUGUGCGCUAUUGCUAGAGGAGAAGGCUUACGGUGUUCAAACAACACCACCCGAAAAACUAACUCAGGGCUGUUCGCCAGAACUUCUUCAUCUACGAUCCCAUCGACAUUUCCACGUAUUAUGUCGUAGUCAACCUGCGAUAGCAGUCGCAGCUUAUGAAGGAAUGCAAGACGCAAUGAUACAAUGUAAAGAGCAGAUGCGUUUUCAGCCUUGGGAUUGUUCUCAAAUUAUUACUGUACUACAAGAUCCACCUAUUCUACGUCUCGGAACUCGAGAGUCAGCAUACCUAUGGGCACUUACAUCAGCAGGUGCAGCGUGGGGUGUUGCAACAGCUUGCUCUCAAGGAUGGCUUCCCGAUUGCUCGUGUAGCGGUCGUGAUGAACUGAAACAAAAUUGGGAAUGGGGUGGUUGCUCAUAUGGUGUACAAUUUGGAAUAAUAACAUCCAGAAAAUUGCUUACAAGAAGUGCUACUUCUCGAUCUCCUUUGAGAAAGCUGGAAAAACACAAUUUAAAAGCUGGAAGAUUGGCGGUAAAGAAAACUUUAAUAUCAUCCUGUAAAUGUCAUGGUGUAAGUGGAAGUUGUGAUCAGAAGACUUGUUGGAAGAAAACUGCUGCACUAUCAACAAUCGUACAACACAUUACUAAUAAAAUGCAUAAGGCCAGAAGACUUCCUGAUGUAAAUUCUCCGGCUAAGAAUGCAGAACUGGUAUAUAUGGAAGAUAGUCCGGAUCCAUGCCGUUCAACUCGAAUCACUAAUCGGGUAUGUAAUUGGAGGAACGAAACAAGUAGCCAAGGCGAUUGUGGCUUAUUAUGUUGUGGACGUGGGUUCAAGGUAUCACAUGAACUGAUAUCAUAUCAGUGUGAUUGUCAGUUUGUCUGGUGCUGUCAUCUGAAAUGCAAUACUUGCCUCAGGCAUCGAUGGGUUUCCACUUGUAAUUAG
This is a messenger RNA of Acanthocheilonema viteae, 1359 nucleotides long. NCBI's taxonomy places the organism in Eukaryota, Metazoa, Nematoda, Chromadorea, Rhabditida, Onchocercidae. The record is from the annotation of a GenBank genome assembly.